AUGACUGGCGCCGCUCCAAUAGACAUCGCCACGCGACAGUCGACCUCAGUCUCACCGCCGGGACAGCAGGCUUCAAACCUAACGUCGGCCCUGCAGAAAGCCGGCACUGGCGAGCGCACCGGAAGUAUAUCGCAUCACGCGAGUGGUGGUCUCGGGGUGUUCAAACAACCGCCGCCUCGUAAGGAUUCAAUCGGCGCCGCAAAUGCACAAUGGGGAAACGGGACAAAACCUAUCUCAAUGUCGGGUUCCGCCCGCGAUAAAGGUCGUCGGGAAUCUCUCGCUGGGAGUCUGGUAGGCGGUAUGAGCUGGGGAGGUAUUUCAGUAGGAAGCUGGAUUCGUGAUGACAUCAUCAUGACUGGCACGUCCCCCUUCACCUUCCAGUCGCCUUCUUUCCACUCCUCAUCAUAUCUCCCGAAGCUGGAGGCCAACUUCAUGCGGGACUUUUCCUGCUGCGGUGUGACGUUACCGACACUUCAUGACCUAUUACAACACUACGAAGAAGCCCAUGCGACCAAGUCGCCCAACCAAGGCCAUCGUCCGAGCCAGGGUGAGAAUCGAGCUGCCUUGGCAGCUGCUGCGAUCGCCCAGCAACAAAGUCAGCAACAUGGCAAUCAAGGGCACGGCAUGCAGUCUGAUCGUACUUUGGACAUGCAGAGGAAGCUGGGCCAGACCACCUCUUCGUCAUCCCAGCAUAUCGAUCUAGACACGAUCGAUGACAUGGAGUUGGACGAGCCUAUGGACGAUGAUGAUGGCACCACCUCACAAUUGUUUUCUCCUCAGUUACGCGAAGGUGGCCAAGGCGGAUUCGGAAACUCCAACCAAGGCUCCCAAUUAAAUCUGGGAAUGCUUCCAAGCCACCAGGGCUUCAGCACCCCGUCUCAACCUGGUACUCCGAUUGGUUCUGGACGUCCUCUUUCGCUGCAGAAUAACCCCACCGUCUCCUCUGUCAAUACUCCCACUUUAAUGGCCAACCCUCUUCAAACCUCCCAGUUCCGAAAUACCCCAGAUUCGUCAGCACCUGGAACACCAGUUGAAAUCGAUGAGAGCAUGAUAGGCGGGUUUGGUGAUCUUAAUAUGCAAAAUAACGUCAUGGGUCAAAAUCAAAACCAAUUUGGGCACUACGGUGGUGGUAACAGUGAUAUGGUUGAUUUGUGCAUCGAUGACCCGGCUAAGCGUCUGUUCAGCCCUACGGGAGGCAUGGGCGCGACAAGUUCACAAUUUAAAUUGAGUGGAGCUCAGUACGGUCCUAAUAGCGAUAUUGCGAGAAGAAUCCGUGAGCAACAGCUUCUCGCUGGGGUACCAGAUACUACAUCGAUUCUUCCUAAUGAAGAGCCGAAACCAUUCCGAUGCCCUGUUAUCGGCUGUGAGAAGGCAUAUAAGAACCAGAAUGGGCUUAAAUAUCACAAAGCUCACGGUCACAAUAAUCAACAGCUACACGAUAACGCCGAUGGUACAUUUUCCAUAGUCAACCCAGAGACAUCAGCACCUUACCCCGGCACCCUCGGUAUGGAGAAAGAAAAGCCUUAUCGCUGCGAAGUAUGCGGUAAACGAUAUAAGAACUUGAACGGACUCAAAUACCACAAAUCACACUCGCCCCCUUGCAAUCCCGACUUCCAGAUUGCAGGUCGAAACCUUAACCUUGGCGGUGGUGUUAUGCAAGGUCAAAACAUCAACGUUGCUGGAGCUGGACUCCCCGGGAUCGGUGAAGAAGGCCUUCUAUGA
Messenger RNA from Penicillium angulare, 1722 nucleotides. RefSeq names its product zinc-coordinating transcription factor SFP1. The transcript has 3 exons. NCBI's taxonomy places the organism in Eukaryota, Fungi, Ascomycota, Eurotiomycetes, Eurotiales, Aspergillaceae. The record is from RefSeq and is a predicted model, not a curated record. Gene Ontology annotation, cellular component: nucleus. The coding region runs from base 1 to 1722 and encodes 573 amino acids.